GUGGAGACACUAUUGUAUCUGAUGAUCCUGAUGAAGAAGUAGAUCUUGUUUGCCGGUUAAUUUAUUAUAACCCUACCAGUUACCAUUCUAAUGCUCGAAAAUUAUAUAAAGCUAUCAAGAAUGAAGGCUACCAUUUCUCAUAUAAAAAAAUUCAUGAGUGGUUGGAGUGUCAACAACAGUACCAAAUUUAUAAACCUCCUCCAAAACACAUCACUAGAGCCAGCUAUAGUUGGAUAUCACGUCCUAAUUGUAUAUACCAGGCUGAUAUACUGUUUCUCACACAUGACAAAUAUAAAGAAAAGACAUACAAAGCAGUAUUAAAUAUAGUAGAUUGUGUGUCAAGAUAUAAGGCCUCGGAUCCUCUCAUGUCGAAGAAAAGUUCAAAAGUUACUAAAGCAUUUAAGAAAAUAUAUAAUAGCCAUAAUUACCUAUUAAUCUGGCCUCGAUUGUUACAAACAGAUAAUGGUCGGGAAUGGAUGGGUGAGACUA
Racocetra persica is the source of this 489-nucleotide messenger RNA. The record is from the annotation of a GenBank genome assembly. NCBI's taxonomy places the organism in Eukaryota, Fungi, Glomeromycota, Glomeromycetes, Diversisporales, Gigasporaceae.